UUAGAAAAUGUUGUUGGCAUUAAGGGAACAGUCCUCUCCUGGCUCAGAUCUUAUCUGGCGAUCGUUAUCAGUUCGUAGAUGUAAAUAAAGACUUCUCCACGCAUACUGAGGUUACCUUUGGAGUUCCACAGGGUUCUGUUUUAGGCCCACUGCUUUUUACUUUAUAUAUGCUACUCCUAGGACAAAUUAUUCGUAAGCAUGGAAUUAGCUUCCACUGUUCUGCUGAUGAUACACAGUUGUAUGUUUCAGCGAAGCCAGAGGACAGACAGAAGCUUAGUAAGGUUGAGGAUUGUGUAAAGGACAUUAGACUUUGGAUGUUAACUAACUUCCUUUUACUUAAUUCUGAUAAAACAGAAAUACUAUUAUUAGGAUCACGUGUAGCUAGAAAUAAUCUUUCUGAUCACAUGGUUACUCUGGAUGGACUUUCUGUUUCAACAUGUACAGCAGUUAAAGACCUUGAAGUGAUUAUUGACUCCAGCCUAUCAUUUGAUGCUUAUGUAGAUAAUAUUACUAGGAUAGCCUUCUUUCAUCUCAGGAAUAUUUCUAAGAUAAGAAAUAUAUUGUCACUACAUGAUGCAGAAAUACUAGUUCAUGCAUUCGUCACCUCUAGAUUAGAUUACUGUAAUGCCUUACUGUCUGGAUGUUCCAGUAGGAAUAUAAACAAACUCCAGUUAGUCCAGAAUGCAGCUGCUAGAGUCCUAACUAGAACUAGAAGAUACGACCAUAUCACACCAAUAUUAUCAAUACUGCAUUGGCUCCUAGUGGAAUCCCGCAUUAACUAUAAAAUACUUUUAUUAGCCUAUAAAGUACUACACGGUCUCGCACCACAAUAUCUAAGCGACCUUUUGGUUUUCUAUGAUCCGCCACGCCUACUUAGAUCAAAAGAUGCAGGCUAUUUGACGGUACCUCGAAGAGUGAAGGCUACAGCAGGGGUGAGAGCUUUCACUUAUAGAGCCCCACUGUUAUGGAACAGUCUUCCUAUUAGUGUUCAGGACUCAGGCACAGUCUCAGUGUUAAAUCUAGGCGUAAAACGUAUUUGUUUACUCAAGCCUACCCUGACUAGACUUUCUAUUAUACUAAUUCCCAGUCCUAAUAAUCUUUUCUCUCCCUCUCUCCUUCUGCCGAGCCACACACGAUUUUAUGGAGAUACUAGAGAUCCAGAUCCUUUCUGCCUCUGGAUGGAGCUCAAAUCUUCUCCAAUUCCAGACUGCUGGGACUAUGGCUGCUCCUAAGGCCAUACAGACUUCAUAUAAGUCAAUAAUGAACUUUUUCACAAUAUCUGUUGUUACCCUGAAGAGGAUGGGUUCCCUUCUGAGUCUGGUUCCUCUCAAGGUUUCUUCCUCUUAAAACAUCUUAGGGGGUUUUUCCUUGCCACCGUCGCCACUCAGUGGCUUGCUCAGUUGGGAUAAAUUCACACCUUUAAUAUUUGUAUACCGUGUUGAUAUUUCUGUAAAGCUACU
Molecule: messenger RNA, 1460 nt
Organism: Ictalurus furcatus (blue catfish)
Lineage: Eukaryota; Metazoa; Chordata; Actinopteri; Siluriformes; Ictaluridae
Exons: 1
Coding region: 168-1232 (354 amino acids)
Source: RefSeq, a predicted model, not a curated record